UUGUAGUAAAGAAACAAUUUUGUUUCGCCGAUCCCUGCGCUGCCGCCGCCGCCUGCGCCACAGAUUUGAGAUUCUACAAGAAAACAAAAGACGAGAACCAGCCAUCCAUUCUUUCUCUCCCCUCCGCCCUCUAUCCUCAUCAUCGAAGAAGGGCUGUUGCUGUUCUUUCUUCCCCACGACCAUCAUCACUUUUAUCUCUCUCUCGACAUGGCUUCAGACGAGAUUGUAUGGCAGGUGAUCAACCAGCAAUUCUGCUCGUUCAAACUAAAAUUGAACACCAAAGAGCAAAACUUCUGCCGCAACGAAUACAACCUGACCGGAUUCUGCAAUCGACAAUCAUGCCCGCUAGCCAAUUCACGGUAUGCGACCGUUCGACCAGACCCCGAAACAGGGGCAUUAUGUCUGUUCAUCAAGUCACCUGAACGGGCACACCUGCCUUCAAAAUGGUGGGAAAAGAUCCGACUGGCCAACAACUACGAGAAGGCGCUGGCGCAGAUCGACGAGAAAUUGAUUUACUGGCCGAAAUUCUACAUCCACAAAUGCAAGCAGCGGCUGACACGGUUGACGCAAGUGGCGAUCCGGCAGCGGCGCCUGGCCAAGGAGGAAGAGAGGCUGGGUGAAAAGCUGGUGCCGAAAUUGUCGAGCAAGAUUCGCCGGAGGGAGGAGACGCGCGAGAGGAAGGCCGAAAGUGCCGCCAAGGUCGAGAGGGCGAUUGAGCGUGAAUUGAUUGAUCGGUUGCGCAGCGGUGCCUAUGGUGAUCGUCCUAUCAAUGUCGAGGAGAAUGUUUGGAAGAAGGUCCUGCGGGGCCUGGAGAGGGCUGAGAAGGGUGAAGAGGAGCUCGAGGAAGAUGAUGAGGAGUUGCUCGAGGAUGAGGAUGAGGCCGAAGCGGAGGUUGAGUAUGUUUCGGAUCUUGAGGCCAGCGGGGAUGAAAUGGAGGACUUUGAUGAUUGGUUCGAUGGCGAGAGUGCUGAAGAUGACGAUGAGACGGGUGCUUCGGAGGAGAGUGAGGAUGACGAAGAGGAUGAUGAUGAAGAUGAAGAAGGAGAUGCUGCUGCUCAAGGCAAGAAGAGGAAACGCGUCGCUCCGCCUGCUAAGCCUCGCAAGAAACAGACCGGUCGGGUCGAGAUCGAGUAUGAGACCGAGUUACCGCAGAAACAGGCCUUGUUUGCCUAGAGUGGUUGAUUCGAGUUACUGCAUCGAGAAAGGGCAGGCUGCAUAUCUAUAUCGAUCUCUUCUGUCCUGCAUCUUUGUCAAGUUGAGGUUCAGGCUGAGAAGGGUGUUGGGCCUAGAAAAAGUCAGCAAAUCUGCAUUUGUGGCGUUCCGAAGCAAGCAAUUGUUUAUGCAAAAAGAAUACAGGUGCCCAUGCGCUCCGUCCACUGCUCGUGUUUUCCACUGCCAGAGGAUUUCUAGUUGAGUCUGUAUGCUGUUCACCCUGAGUGAGAAAUACGUAGUACUCUAAGACACAAACGCCAUUGACAUAUCUGAACAC
Exophiala dermatitidis NIH/UT8656 is the source of this 1489-nucleotide messenger RNA. RefSeq lists its product as uncharacterized. The record is from RefSeq and is a predicted model, not a curated record. Gene Ontology annotation, biological process: maturation of 5.8S rRNA; maturation of LSU-rRNA. The transcript has 2 exons. Bases 208 to 1173 code for a protein of 321 amino acids. Lineage: Eukaryota; Fungi; Ascomycota; Eurotiomycetes; Chaetothyriales; Herpotrichiellaceae. Gene Ontology annotation, cellular component: nucleolus; preribosome, large subunit precursor.